Molecule: messenger RNA, 837 nt
Organism: Cyprinodon tularosa
Lineage: Eukaryota; Metazoa; Chordata; Actinopteri; Cyprinodontiformes; Cyprinodontidae
Gene: cetn4
Product: centrin 4
Exons: 5
Coding region: 157-672 (171 amino acids)
Biological process (GO): centriole replication; mitotic cell cycle; nucleotide-excision repair
Cellular component (GO): centrosome; centriole
Molecular function (GO): calcium ion binding
Source: RefSeq, a predicted model, not a curated record
CCUAUUCUACGCCAUGAUUGGCUGAAAGGAUACGUUUCCGGUAUUUGCUGCCUCCUAUUGGCAGUCGGUCGUGUCAGUUGGAAGUACAACCGUUUGUGGACAUCUUUAGCAAACACAACGCCGAAGUUUUUUCCGCUGUGUUUUUUUGCUUUUCAAAUGGCUUCAAACUACCGAAAACCAGCUUCCUCUGCGAGCCAAAAGAAAAAGACAAACUCAAAAACGGAGCUGAUCGAAGAGCAGAAACAGGAGAUCAAGGAAGCUUUUGAUUUGUUUGACACAGAUGGAACUGGGACGAUAGACGUGAAAGAACUCAAGGUUGCCAUGAGAGCCCUGGGGUUUGAACCAAAAAAAGAGGAAAUCAAGAAGAUGGUUGCAGAGUUUGUGAAAGAUAACUCUGGAAUUAUUGAUUUUGAUGACUUUCUCAGUAUGAUGACUCAGAAAAUGAAUGAGAAGGAUGGCACAGAGGAAAUAAUGAAGGCCUUCCGGCUGUUCGAUGAUGACUGCACGGGAAAAAUCUCUUUCAAAAAUCUCAAGAGAGUUGCCAAGGAGCUGGGAGAAACCCUCACGGAUGAAGAGCUGAAGGAGAUGAUUGACGAAGCCGACCAGGAUGGUGACGGAGAAGUCAGUGAGACAGAGUUUCUACGGAUAAUGAAGAAGACCAAUCUCUACUAAAGAGUGUUACAAUUUAAAAAUGGGGCCUUUAUAUCUGGAUCUUAUCCCAUAAAUUUUUAAAGUAGCUGUUUAGGAACUAAGAUAUGUUUUCUUUGUAAAUAAGUAUUUUAAUAUACCUGAUCUUUGUACAGAUUUUUUUAUUUUUUUACAAGACAAAUAAAAUAU